Molecule: messenger RNA, 672 nt
Organism: Mycosarcoma maydis (corn smut)
Lineage: Eukaryota; Fungi; Basidiomycota; Ustilaginomycetes; Ustilaginales
Exons: 1
Coding region: 1-672 (223 amino acids)
Source: RefSeq, a predicted model, not a curated record
AUGCUCUCUCUACCAUCUACCUCGUCCACAGCAACUCAAACGCCUACCUGCCACUCUUCUCCUCCGCCUCCUGCUUCGCAACAAGAAUUGUCUUCACCGGCAUCCUUCGACUCAAGGGCCGAGUUUCCUCUUGCCAAAGUUUUCGACGUUGAAAGCCCAACCAAUAGCUACGGAGAUCAAGCUCGGCCAGGUCGACGAAAGAGGAACAGAGGCUCUCGUCAAAGGCUGUCGAACCUCCCAACACCACCCUCACCUUUCGGUUCACAUCUUGGUAUGCCGCCUCCGACGCCACGAUCGACGCCGUACAACCACGUUCCUCGGCACAGAUCGCGCUUCACACCGCGUCCCACAAGGCGCGAACUAGCAGUGGAAAACGGCGAGGUACCACGAUCGGAUCCAGAGCAAGUGUACGACACGUUUCUGUCGGCGGUCGAUUCGUUCAAGAAGCUAGCGGUGAGAUGUGGCGAGAUAGCAGCGGAAAUCAUCACGCAGCGAGGCAAGAAGGACUGGACGGUACAAGUGACCAAGACCGCAUUGGUUCUUGUGUGCGUCUUCCGGCCGAGAUGGGUGUUGGGCGCCAUGAACGCGUCGUACUCAGUGUUGAGAGAUCCGUGGAGGUCGUAUCAUCACGCGCUCUAUACAGUGUUCAUUGCUAGGUUUUUGAUCCCCUGA